Molecule: messenger RNA, 539 nt
Organism: Aspergillus glaucus CBS 516.65
Lineage: Eukaryota; Fungi; Ascomycota; Eurotiomycetes; Eurotiales; Aspergillaceae
Product: U6 snRNA-associated Sm-like protein LSm4
Exons: 3
Coding region: 121-477 (118 amino acids)
Biological process (GO): spliceosomal snRNP assembly; mRNA splicing, via spliceosome; nuclear-transcribed mRNA catabolic process
Cellular component (GO): spliceosomal tri-snRNP complex; P-body; U6 snRNP
Molecular function (GO): U6 snRNA binding
Source: RefSeq, a predicted model, not a curated record
AUCCAGGCUUCCCAAGCUCAUUUCACUUGAUCACCUCGAUUUAUCUUUUGCGCGGGUCGAGGCAUCUAUCUAUAUUCCUAGUCUUUCUAUCGCGACCUCAUCACAGCUUCAUAUCUCACAAUGUUACCAUUGGGCAUUCUAACGGCCGCGCAAGGCCACCCGAUGCUUGUCGAGCUCAAGAACGGCGAGACUCUUAACGGCCACCUCUCCAACUGCGAUAACUGGAUGAACCUGGUGCUGAAGGAGGUUGUGCAAACAAGUCCCGAGGGUGACCGCUUCUUCAAGUUACCAGAGGUCUACGUGAGGGGAAACAAUAUCAAAUACCUACGGAUCCCCGAAGAAAUCAUCGACAUCGUCAAGGAGCAGCAACACGCUCGCGACUCGGGUCGCGGUCGGGGUGGCUACAGAGGUGAUGGACGAGACCGGGGUCGUGGGGGCCGUGGACGCGGUCGGGGCAGAGGGCGAGGUGGAAACUAAGGAGUGGAAUAUCACCGUAUUUUCCUUCUUUUUUCCUUAUGUUUUUUUUUUUUUUUUUUUUU